Phytophthora sojae is the source of this 798-nucleotide messenger RNA. RefSeq lists its product as hypothetical. NCBI's taxonomy places the organism in Eukaryota, Oomycota, Peronosporomycetes, Peronosporales, Peronosporaceae. The transcript has 4 exons. The record is from RefSeq and is a predicted model, not a curated record. Gene Ontology annotation, biological process: ubiquitin-dependent protein catabolic process. Gene Ontology annotation, cellular component: proteasome core complex, alpha-subunit complex; nucleus; proteasome core complex. The coding region runs from base 17 to 766 and encodes 249 amino acids.
GAAGAAGCGAACGACCAUGUCCAGAUACGACCGCGCCAUCACCGUCUUCUCGCCCGACGGACACCUGUUCCAGGUCGAAUACGCCAUGGAGGCCGUCAAGAAGGGCGCUGUGGUCGUGGGCGUGCGCGGCAAGAACGCCGUGGUGCUGGCCGUGGAGCGCAAGGAGACGGCCAAGCUGCAGGACCCGCGCACGGUGCGCAAGAUCUGCAAGGUGGACGACCACAUCUCCAUCGCCUUCGCCGGUCUGACGGCCGACGCGCGCGUGCUGGUGAACAAGGCGCGCCUCGAGUGCCAGAGCUACCGCCUCACGGUCGAGGACGCGCCGUCCGUCGAGUACGUGGCGCGCUACAUCGCGCGCGUCCAGCAGAAGUACACGCAGCGCGGCGGCGUGCGACCGUUCGGUAUCUCGAUGCUCAUCGCCGGCUGCGACGACCAGGGCGUGCCCCAGCUGUACCAGACGGACCCGUCGGGCACGUUCUCGGCCUGGAAGGCCAACGCCACGGGCCGCAACUCGACCAACAUCCGCGAGUUCCUCGAGAAGAACUACGUGGAGAACGCCACGGAGGAGGAGGCCGUGAGCCUCGCCAUCAAGGCCCUGCUGGAGGUCGUCGAGUCCGGCAGCAAGAACAUUGAGAUCGUGGUGGUGCGAACGGGCGGCAAGGUUUCGCCGCUUGCGGACGAGAAGGUGAACGAGCUCUGCGAUCAGAUUGAAGCCGAAAAGGAGGCGGCUCGCCAGGCCAGCGGCGAGAGCAAGUCUUCGGCUUAGAUCAAAUGAGUGGAGGAAGGCAGCGCACCGAA